This is a messenger RNA of Strongylus vulgaris, 464 nucleotides long. The record is from the annotation of a GenBank genome assembly. Lineage: Eukaryota; Metazoa; Nematoda; Chromadorea; Rhabditida; Strongylidae.
AUGUGGUGGGCAGGAGAUGUGCGCGACUACUGGAUGGCCCUCACUAUCCUAGAAAUUAUUGCCGUUUUCAUCAACGUUUACUGCGUGGUUGUGGUGUACAUGUUUUUGAAACGAUUAACUGCUACCACGGAUCAGUACGAAGGAAAAGACCCACGAUCCAUGGACUUUACCUUCUUAGCAGGUGGUGUUCGUUUAGCAUAUGACAUUCGUCGAACGACUCCUGAAAAGAUUAUGAAAAAUUCCUAUCCUCACUAUACAACUCCUAUGCGUCAAUCAUUUCCUGCAUAUGCUCCUAGUGAGAUACCCCAAACUCCUAUGCCUAUGCCGCCAUCAAGACGUACCCCAGUUCCUCCUUAUCCUUUGGACGAUCAAGAGGUUUGUUUAGUUGGUUCUGAUCCAAUUUACUGGAGGUUGUACCACCAACGACGAAUUAGCAUUCAUUCUAUAAUUAUCACUUCUUGAAC